This is a messenger RNA of Penicillium alfredii, 1545 nucleotides long. RefSeq names its product amidase. The transcript is spliced from 2 exons. The record is from RefSeq and is a predicted model, not a curated record. Lineage: Eukaryota; Fungi; Ascomycota; Eurotiomycetes; Eurotiales; Aspergillaceae. The coding region runs from base 1 to 1545 and encodes 514 amino acids.
AUGUCGCAAGCCGAGAAACUCGCUGCUCCUGUAAAGGCUUCAGCGGAUGACACGCCUUUGUGGAAGGCCAUCUCAACUCGAGCUCGUCAGAAUCUCUUCGACUCGAUUCCAUUGAAGUGGAGAUUGCCUCCGACUUUUGAAAUCCCCGAUACCGACCUCCAACGCGCCGCGCGAGAAAGUGGGAUUCUCACGCCAAGACAAUUACAACUGACCGAGCUGACCGUCACCGAGCUCAGUCCUCAUAUUCUCGCCGGGAAGGUAACGGCGCUGGAAAUCACAGAGGCAUUCUGUGCGCGUGCGGCGGUUGCCCACCAACUCGUGAAUUGCCUCACUGAUUUCUUCCCUGACGAGGCUAUUAAAGCCGCGAAAGCACUGGACGCCGAAUACAGCCGGACUCGCACACCCCUAGGUCCUUUGCAUGGCAUCCCAAUCGCCAUCAAAGACACAUGGAAAAUCAAAGGCAAGAGAGCGACCAAUGGCUGCGCUGCAUGGUAUGACCGCGCACCAGCAGAAGAGGACGCACCACUUAUUCAGGUGGUCAAAGACUCUGGAGCCAUCAUAUUCGGAAGAACGACUAUGCCCCAGACCGGGAUGGCCCUGGAGACCGUUAGCCCGCUCUGGGGACGCACUCUAAACGGCGCUUUGGUGGCAAUGCGUGGAGCCCCCUGUGCGCCGUUGUCUUCGGACGUGGGAGGCAGCAUUCGAGCUCCAGCGGCUUUCAAUGGCCUCUACGGUAUGCGACCAACCUCGAACAGACCUCCUCGAACGGGGAUGGCCUCCUCAACAUCAGGCCAGAUCUCCAUCAAUGCAUCCACAGGUCCCUGUUGUCGCAGCAUGGCCGAUUUGAAGCUUCUGACGAAACUCGUAUUGACGCACCCGACUGUGCCGUACGAACACUCGUGUAUACCUGGGUUUUGGAAUGAGCCGCCCCGCAAAUCGAAGCUUGCGGUGGGCAUCAUGUGGACUGAUGAAGUCGUCACUCCUCACCCGCCGGUAACUCGGGCAUUGAAAGAAGUUGCUUGUAAGCUUCGUGCUGCCGGGCAUGAUGUGAUCGAGUUCAAACCACCAAUCAACUUUUGGGAAGCUGCCCUGGCGACAUGGAUUCUCUACUUUCAAACCGGAGUCAACGAGACAAAGGCUGCGCUGGCAUCCACAGGCGAGCCUCUCAUUGCACAAUUUAAAUACAAUAUCGACGUGUUUAACGUGCGAGAACACACUGUCGCAGAGGUCUUGGAGGCCCACAAAAAGCAGGACGCAUACAAGGCGGCUUUCACGCAGGCUUGGAAUGCGACAGCCGACGAAAAUGCUCAGAGACAGCCAAUCGACUGUAUCAUUACUCCGUCAGGGCCAGUCGCAGGAUCUCUGCAUGAUUUCUGUCUCUGGUGGGGAUAUUUCACUAUUUGGAAUCUCUUAGACUAUCCCUCUAUUAUCAUGCCGCUGAAAGGGUUCAAAAUUGAUCCCGUCAAGGACGCAAAAGCUGCCAACUAUCAACCGCGUGAUAAUCCAUUCGACAAAAUGAACUGGGAAACUUGUGGGUUGUACUGA